GAUGCUGGCAUAUUCUCCAUUGCUGUGAUACAGGCAGGCAGCAGCAUCGUCUUUUGUGAGCAAUAUAUGGGCCUGCACAUACUUCUAUAGGAUCCAUCCCUGCCAGACUGCAGUCCGUCUCCGAAUCAGGGGUGGACACAUAUUGAGAACCUAGGAGUCAUCCAUGCAUUUUAAGAAUCAGAACACGGAGCACCCAGCACCUUCACAUCUGCCUGGCACAUCUCCAGUCAAGAACCCCAACUGUGCCUGAGAAAUCCUCUUGAUGGUGCUCCUAUCGCAGUGAAACACUUAAUUUCUAGGGACAAUCAAGGAGAAAGGGAAGGGGGGGACUUGUUCGAUUGCUUUUUAAAAUAAAGAAAUAGAAAGGCUUUAGGGCUCAUGUGAGAUUGUAAGGGGGAGUUUUUGCACCAUUUUUGGUUAUAAGAGUCUUCCUGUCUCUUCCUUAGGGCAACUGUGAAGAUAGGAAUGUAAAGAUAAUUGCCCUCUUUUUUCCUUUCCCCUUCCAUCCUUCCCUUAAAAUCUUCCCCUUCCUUGUUUCCUUCUUUCCCCAUCUACAGUUCUUUUUUUCUUUCUAGUUGUUACCUUUUUUUAAUUAUUUCUCCUUAUUAGUUUUAUAACUUUUCCAUUCUUAUACAUUCUCAUCUCCUUUUUUGUAAUUUUAUCACUAUUUCUAAAUAAAACUUUCCAAAUAUUUAUCUAUUUUUUUUAAUAAUACUUUAGCAAUUCUUUCUUGUCUUCCUUACAAUCACUAUGACUUUAUUUUUUCAAUAGUCUUUGACUUCAUCCCCUACCCCAUUUCCUAUCUCUUCUACAUUCUCUCCUCUUACUCACCACCUCUACUCUCCAUGUGGUCCCUCCUUUAUCUGUCUUCUCUACUCUCCCUUCCCCUUUGUACCUUUUCCCUCCAGUUUUAUGGGGCACCUGGUCAAUGGGUCCGUUACUCUCGUCCUACUUUAGCAAGUGGUAAUGGAGGGUGGGGGGAAGACCUCACUUUCCGGCUUCGGACAAAUACCAGCCGUGGUCUCCUCCUUUAUCAAGAUGAUGAAGGAGAUUGUGACUUUCUUGAGUUAGCUUUGGAUGGAGGACGCCCCCGAUUGAGGUUCUCCAUCUCUUGUUCAGAGCCUGCUGUUGUACACUUACCUCGGGUGGUGUCAGAUGGACUCUGGCAUGGCAUAGUAAUUGGAGGCAAUGGGCGCGAAGGUUGGCUGGCUCUAGAUGGAGAAAGAGGAGCAGCUGAAGUGCGCUCAAAGCGCAGAGAAAUGAUACUUCGCAGUGACCUUUUUGUUGGUGGUCUCCCAUCUGAUCUACGCUUAUCAGCACUAACUCUAGGUGGAGCCAAAUAUGAGCCACCUUUUCUUGGUGAAUUGGAGGGACUAAGGUUGGGGGGGAAGCCAGCACAGCUUUUGGCAAGCCAAGGGGUGGGAGGAACAGAAGAGGAGGAAGAGAGGGGGGAAGAACAGGGUAAGCCCCAGUUGUGCCGAGGAGCAAACCCCUGUCUCAAUGGAGGAAGAUGUAGAGAUGAGGUGGAAGGAAAUGUACGAUGUGACUGUCGGGACACUGGAUACCAUGGAGAAAACUGUUCUGAAGAGGAUCGUGUGAUUGAAGUUCCAGCACAUCUGACGUUAAGCAACCAAGGAAAGGAAGAAUAUGCGGCUACAUUCCAAGGAAACGAGUUCUUCUGCUAUGAUCUGUCCCACAACCCAAUCCAGAGCAGUGCGGAUGAAAUUACCCUCUCCUUUAGAACCCUCCAGCGGAAUGGUUUGAUGCUCCAUACCGGAAAGUCUGCAGACUAUGUCAACCUUUCAUUGAAGAGUGGCGCAGUGUGGUUGGUUAUCAACCUUGGAUCUGGAGCCUUCGAAGCUCUAGUGGAGCCUGUCAAUGGGAAGUUCAAUGAUAACAGCUGGCAUGACGUCCGUGUCACAAGGAAUCUACGGCAGCAUGCAGGCAUCGGACAUGCUCUGGUCACCAUUUCAGUUGAUGGGAUUCUCACUUCAACGGGGUACACCCAAGAGGAUUACACCAUGUUGGGGAGUGAUGACUUCUUCUAUAUUGGAGGCAGUCCAAACACAGCUGAUCUCCCAGGAUCCCCUGUCAGUAACAACUUCAUGGGCUGCCUUAAGGAUGUUGUAUAUAAAAAUAAUGAUUUCAAGCUAGAACUGUCCCGUUUAGCUGCAGAUGGUGAUCCAAAGAUGCGGCUUAGUGGUGACCUCCUCUUCCGCUGUGAAAAUGUUCAAUCUUUAGACCCUGUGACAUUUCAAGUACCUGAGGCAUUUUUGCUCCUUCCUCGAUGGGAGACCAAAAAAGCUGGAUCAAUAUCUUUUGACUUUAAGACCACAGAACCUAGUGGUCUUCUCCUCUUCAGCCAGGGAAGGCCACGUAUCGGUGCACCAGGAACAGCUCCGGGAGUAGUGGUCACUGGAAGACCGGAAAAGCCACCAAAAGCAGAUUAUUUUGCAGUGGAGUUACUUGAGGGAACACUGUAUCUUUUGCUUGAUCUUGGAUCUGGCGGAAUUAAGGUGAAAGCAAGUCAUAAAAAGGUCAAUGAUGGAGAAUGGUGCCAUGUUGACAUCCAGAGAGAUGGCAGAAGAGGCUCUAUUUCCGUUAAUAGCCGAAAUACUCCCUUUCAAGUUGGAGGUGAGAGUGAAAUUCUUGACCUUGAAGGUGAAAUGUAUCUUGGAGGUCUUCCAGAACCAAGAGACGAUCUUCAACUUCCCCCAGAAGUCUGGACAGCCUCCCUUGGCUUGGGAUUUGUAGGCUGCAUACGAGAUCUUUUUGUAGAUGGGAAAAGCAGAGACAUCAGACGGCUAUCUGAGUUAUCAGGAGCUGCUGGUCUUGCUCCAUUCUGUACUCGGGAGACCCAGCGCCAAUGCACGAAUUCCCCAUGUAGGAAUGGGGGGCAGUGCAGAGAAGGCUGGAACCGCUAUAUCUGUGACUGCGUUGGCACAGGGUACCUUGGGGACACAUGUGAGAGAGAAGCAGCAGUCCUGAGCUAUGAUGGCAGCAUGUACCUCAAGGUCCUGCUCCCCGGAGUCACCCACACAGAAGCAGAGGAUGUCUCUCUACGGUUCAUGUCCCAGCGAGCAUACGGACUUCUUCUGGCCACCACCUCCAAAGAGUCUGCAGAUACACUACGACUAGAACUUGAUGGAGGAAAAGUAAAGCUCACCGUAAACCUAGACUGUAUACGGAUAGUAUGCGGGCCCAGUAAAGGCCCAGAGACAUUGUUCGCGGGUCAGAAGCUGAAUGACAAUGAGUGGCACACAGUUCGGGUACUUCGGAGAGGGAAAUAUCUGCAGCUCAGCGUGGACAAUGUCACAGUUGAAGGUCAUAUGGCUGGUGACCACACCCGACUGGAGCUUCACCAUCUGGAAACUGGGAUAAUGACGGAGCGUCGUUUCCUUUCAGCUCCACCCUCAAACUUCUUGGGUCACCUGACAGCUUUGCGCUAUAAUGGUGCCCCAUAUCUUGACUUAUGUCAGGAUGGUGAAUUAGGCAGACGUUGUGAGCUCAAUGCUCGAGCUGGAGGUCUUCGUCCACUGUUAGCUGAUCCUGUAGUCUUUCGUUCAGGGCCAGCUCAUCUAGCCCUUCCGCGGCUCCAAGCCUAUGCCUCUAUGCAUCUUCUCUUCAUGUUCCGGGGACGACAUCCUGAUGGUCUCUUACUCUACAAUGGAGGUCAGGGGCCAGACUUCAUCGCUGUGGAACUUGUGAAGGGGUAUAUACACUAUGUUUUUGACCUUGGGAAUGGUCCAUCCUUGAUGAAAGGCAACUCUGAGCGACCAUUGAAUGAUAACCAGUGGCACAGUGUAGCUGUCUCCAGAGAUCCAGGAAAUGCACAUACGCUGAGGAUUGAUGGAAGGACAGUCACACAGCAUUCUACAGGGGCCAGCAAUCUAGAUCUGAAAGGUGAACUCUAUAUUGGUGGUCUCCCCAGAAAUAUGUAUGCCACGCUCCCCAAGCUUGUUGCAUCACGUGAUGGAUUCCAGGGCUGUCUUGCCUCAGUGGAUCUAAACGGGCGCCUCCCAGAUCUCCUGACUGAUGCUCUUCAUCGAUUUGGCCCUGUGGAGAGAGGCUGUGAUGGACCCAGCACUACGUGCUCAGAGGAGUCUUGUGGUAACCUCGGUGUGUGCCUACAACAGUGGGACGGCUUCACAUGUGACUGCACCAUGACCUCCUAUGGAGGACCCGUCUGCAAUGAUCCUGGUACCACAUAUAUAUUUGGGAAAGGGGGUGCUCUCAUCACAUACACCUGGCCCCCCAAUGACCGACCAAGUACAAGAGCUGACCGACUUGCAGUUGGCUUUACUACACAGCAGAAGGAUGCAGUGUUACUUCGAGUGGACAGUGCUUCUGGUUUGGGAGACUACUUACAACUUCACAUAGACCAGGGCACAGUGGGGGUCAUUUUUAAUGUGGGGACUGAUGAUAUAACCAUCGAAGAGCCAGGGGCCCUGGUGAGCGAUGGGAAGUAUCAUGUGGUGCGAUUUACCCGUAGUGGGGGUAAUGCUACCUUGCAGGUGGACAGCUGGCCAGUCAACGAGAGAUAUCCUGCAGGUGAGGACAACCCUAACAUAUACACAAGCCUGAGAGGCACUUCUCCUGAAAGGAACCCAGAUAGUGAAAGAUUGGCGCUUGCCCGUCAGCGCAUCCCCUACCGCCUGGGUCGUGUUGUAGACGAGUGGCUGCUAGACAAAGGUCGGCAGCUCACUAUCUUCAACAGCCAGGCGGUUAUCAAAGUUGGUGGGAAGGACCAGGGACGUCCGUUCCAGGGUCAGAUCUCAGGCUUAUACUACAAUGGCCUAAAGGUGCUGUCCCUAGCUGCAGAAAGUGACCCAAAUGUUAGGACAGAGGGCAACCUAAUGCUCGUCGGUGAGGUUCCAUCCGUCAUGACCACAGAAACCACAGCCACUACACUUUUGGCUGACAUGUCUACCACCAUCAUGGAGACAACUACAACCAUGGCUACCACGACCACAAGGAAAGGGAGGUCCCCAACAAUGAGAGACAGCAUCACACCGAAUUCUGAUGAUCUCCUUGUAGCAUCAGCUGAGUGUCCUAGUGAUGAUGAAGAUUUGGAGGAAUGUGAGCCCAGUACUGGAGGGGAAUUAAUAUUGCCCACAAUAACAGAAGAUUCCUUAGAUACCCCUCCCAUUGCUACCCGCUCCCCCUUUGUACCUCCCCCCCCUACUUACCGAACUGUCCUCACUCUGGACACUACCAAAGAUUCCUUGAGUGUUCCUUCCAACCUGAGGCCACCAUGCCCUUCUGAGCAAGAGGAUAGUGAUUGUGAGGAGGGGAUAGAGGUUUCUGGUUAUGCUUCAGGGGAGGUAUUUGAAUCAAGUUUUCCUCCUACUGAUGAUGAGGACUUCUAUACCAGUUUUCCAUUGGUAACAGAUAGAACCUUGCUGUCCAGAGAUGCAGCAAGGAGACCUUCUGGCUCUCGACCAAAUACAAAGGCAGGAGGUUCAACCUCCUCCCCUUAUGACCUUCUCACCUCCACCACAUCCCCAGACCUUGUCCGGAACAUCCCUGCCGGCAAAAUGAAUAACAGGGAACCCCCAAAACCCAAUUUAGACCAAUACCCUCAUAUCCCUACCUCUUUCCAGCUAGACAAGCUAAACAAGCAGAGGUUCCCACCUAUAACUUCUUCCCCUAAUUUCCACAAUUUUCCUACAGCAAAUCCUACAGGCUCAGGGGAGAAAGGAUCUCCUGGAGCAGUAGAAGUUAUCAGGGAGUCCAGCAGCACUACAGGAAUGGUUGUAGGAAUUGUGGCAGCAGCUGCUCUCUGCAUCCUCAUUCUUCUCUACGCAAUGUACAAGUACAGAAACAGGGAUGAGGGGUCCUACCAGGUGGACCAAAGCCGGAACUACAUCAGCAACUCUGCCCAGAGUAAUGGUGCUGUGGUGAAAGAAAAGACUGCACCUGCCACUAAAACAGUUGGUAAGAGUAAGAAAAAUAAGGACAAGGAGUAUUAUGUGUGAGCUUAGAAUGGACUCUCCCAAAUGUGGGAGUAUGGUUGGCAAAAUCCAACCAACCAUUCAAUGGAGAUACAAGACUGACCCCAUGCUGUGACCAAUUAUUGACUAAGCAACAGUGACUAAGACCCAGGUCAACAGUUGGCUGUCACCUUAAUCAACCAAUCCACUGCUUAAACAACUGCCAACUGUUAAAAAACACCCAACUAAGGGUUAUCCAGACAUUAACCUUUGGUCAGCCAUUUGAAUGUCAAAAAUUAGCAAACCUACUGUACUGUAUCUACAGCAACUAACUAUGGAAACAUACAUGAACAUAUCCACUGCUCAUCAAAUCACCAAACGGUGGAUCAACACCAACAAGUCUUCUACUAAUUGAUGGUAAUCCGAUCAUCUGAAGAAACUGCUAAGAACAAGAGAUGCCUCUACUUUUUAACAAUAUUGUACCUAAUGUUUCCCACCUAAACUUUUCUCUCUAACCAUAAAAAGGAAAGACAUCUCCUCCUAUUUCUAUUUCUUCUCAUGUCUUCUUGAGGAGAAAAAGCCAAUAUUUCCACUGACCUCUUGUGUUGGAAACUCUUUAAUAUUAUUACAGAUACAAUUCUAAAAAAAAAAAAAACCUUUAACUUGGUUCCUGCCUAAAGGUGGUAGUACCAGGUAAGGUAUAUAGUGUGGAGAUCUCCUUCCAUGGACAAACAUGCUAAAAUUAGGAGAGAUGGUCAGUAAUGAUCAGUCAACUAUAAUCCUUAAACAACGUGGAGCCAUUGAGGGGAGAGGAUGGUAGAAUGUUGAGAAAACCAUGUUUAGAGACACAAACUUGGUCAAAUAUGUUGGAAAGAGGGCUAACAGAACUGGCCUUGGUUAUGCUCUCCCCUCCCUUAACCUCAUUGCCCCUCAGUUUCCUCUAUGCCCUUCUAAAGAUCAAGGUUAUUUCUAUUCUGGUUUGUGUGGUGUUGUCUUGGUUUUUUGAACGCUGAGCCGUGCGUUUGACUUCUUCAUGGACUAAAUCUACUGCCCCACACCCCUCAAGAAAUCAACAUCCAUUUUACCACCCCAGAAUUUAUCCUUAUACCCCUUGAAAUAAAAUGGACUAGAAAUAAUGGGGUUUGGGGUACUGGUGCAAAGAGAGUAUCAGAAUAUCAAUAAAGCAAAUGUUACGGCCUUGUAUAA
This is a messenger RNA of Pseudophryne corroboree (corroboree frog), 7139 nucleotides long. It is a transcript of the gene NRXN2, whose product is annotated as neurexin 2. Bases 846 to 5978 code for a protein of 1710 amino acids. NCBI's taxonomy places the organism in Eukaryota, Metazoa, Chordata, Amphibia, Anura, Myobatrachidae. The record is from RefSeq and is a predicted model, not a curated record. The transcript has 23 exons.